AAUAUAUUCUAGAAAAAGGUUCAUCUAGCUUACAAGUGAAUGUCAAGGCAAUGAAUUCAGAUUUAAAAAAUGAUACAACAAAAGAGAAUAAGCUGAAAAUAAAGUCCAUUAUAUUUAAGAAAGAGAUGUUACCAGAAGAUCUUGACUUGGCACUUUGUCAGCUUAAAAUUUGGGCUCGAGAUAAUGAAGCUAAAAGUGCAUUUGAGAAG
Racocetra persica is the source of this 209-nucleotide messenger RNA. The record is from the annotation of a GenBank genome assembly. NCBI's taxonomy places the organism in Eukaryota, Fungi, Glomeromycota, Glomeromycetes, Diversisporales, Gigasporaceae.